CUGUUUCUUUCGGUUUCAAAUUGCCGAAUACGUAGCAUCGCAGCACAUCGUCGUCUGUUAUUUCAAUUAUUUGGUUUGCGCGUGUACUUGUUUUUUUUAUUUUUUUUUGUUUUUUUAUGCGAGUGCCUCAAUUUUCGAAUUCGGAAAAAAUCGGGGAGAAAAACUUACGAUUUCAAUAAGUUAAUAGGAUCUCCACACACAUAUACGUUAUGUAUUACGCUUGAAAUAUUAAAACGUAAAACGAUUAAACGAUUAAUACGGCGAGGAUUAUGUACAGUGGCAAAUCCACGUGUACAUUUGCUUUCAGAUAAAAGCUUCCGGGGAUAAUGAGUGCUGUUUUAUUGCAACCGGAGUUAAUCAAAUGUGGCGUACAGUGUGCUACUACGUUUGCGUAUUACAGUGUGUGAUAUCGAUAUUAAAAAAAAAAAAUAAAAAUAAAAAUUGAAAUAUAUAAUUUAAUUAACAAACACGCGCGUCUUACGUAAACAUGUUUGUGACAUGAAGAUCGACUUAAAGUGUGAAUGUGAUACACAAUAUAUAUAAAAAAAAAAAAAAAAAAAAAUUCAAUCGAAACACAGGCAAGUUUUUUUUACGACUCAGCAAAUACUCGGCGAAUUAAAGUUAAAAACAAAGAGAAAAGACCGUGAGUAAAUAUCGAGAAUAACUGCUACGGGAGAAGAAAAAAAAAAUAUAGUGUUGUGUGUGCGUGUUGCUUGAAAAUUAUUAACAAUGUGUAGAAGUAACAUUUAAAACUCAUCGAUUUUGUUGUACUGGCAGCUUUCUUUGAACUAUAUGUCGUAUGUAUUUUUAAUGGAUUACAUCGUAUCUCAUACUUCGUUUACGUCAGACGCCAGAAGGACGCAAACCUAAAUUGGUUUCAAGCUUGUCUCAUAUGUAAAAAAAAAAAACUUAUUAGCAAUUUCGUGUACUUUGCAGGUCAUUGUUGCUAGAAUCCGGAAUCUUUUUAUGAUCGCAGGAUAGAUUAAACGUGUCGCUGAAUCUUUGUUUAAAAAAAAAAAAAAAAAAAAAGAAGAAUAUUAUUUGGAGAACAAUCAUGUCUUUGCGCGCAAUGAGCAUUCCUCUAAUCACUUCGUCCACGAUGUUAAUAGACACGGCGCGAAUAACAACAUCGACACUAUCGCCGAAUUACAAUUACACGGAUUUUAAUAUAACGUUAAAUAUAACGAAAACAGCGAACGAGACGGAUGUGCCGUACAUACCGUACAGCAAGCGGCCAGAAACGUACUUUGUGCCGAUAAUCUUCUCUUUCAUCAUGCUGAUCGGACUCGUUGGGAACAGCGUUCUUCUUCUCAUGUUGUUUCGACACAGACGUAUGAGAAAUGCGCCCAACACGUACAUAUUGUCGCUGGCGAUUGGCGAUAUACUGGUCUUAGUUAUAUGUGUUCCGUACAUCGGUAGCAUUUACGUCUUCGAAUCCUGGCAUCUGGGAUUGUUGGCGUGCAAAAUCGGCGAGUACGCGAACGAUCUCUCCAACGGGGUAUCCAUUUUCACACUAACUGCUCUUUCGGUGGACAGAUACUUCUCCAUAGUGGAUCCUUGGAACUUGCGUGCUAGAGGGCACGCGAGACAAACAAGGCGUUUUGCUAUAAUUAUCGCGGCACUGGUUUGGCUAUUGGCAAUAAUAGUCGCAAUUCCAGCUGGGUUGGCGUAUGUCAGAUUCUUUAGGGUCAACAGAAACAUGACCUUUUGUGUGUGCUAUCCGUUUCCCGAUGAAUUCGGUCCGAAUUAUCCAAAAAUGAUAGUGCUGUAUCGCUUUCUCAUCUAUUAUGUGAUCCCUCUAAUUAUUAUCAGCAUUUUCUACGUGUUAAUGGCAUUGCAUUUAAUACGCAGUAUGAAGGCGCUCGGUGAAAUGCAAGUUCAGAUGAAGCAAGUGCAGGCUCGGAAGAAGUUAGUAUGGAUGACGCUAAUUUUUGUCAUUACAUUUGCCAUUUGUUUCCUACCGAAAUUCAUUUUCAUGAUGUGGUUUCACUUCAAUUCAACGUCACAGUUCGAUUACAAUUACUUUUGGCAUUACUUUCGCAUAUUAGGUUUCGGCCUCGCCUUUUUCAACAGCUGCAUCAAUCCCUUUACUCUGUACUUCGCGAGCAACACUUACAAGAAAUAUUUCAACAGAUAUUUGUGCCGUUGGAGGAUACAGAAAGUGCAACAUCAACAAUUCUCAGAUCUCAGUUCAGAUUAUAGUUCUCGCGGAUUACUGCGAAGUUUUUCGUAUGUCAAGUCAAAAAGAAGAGAUAUGAAGCUCUCUAGUGUGGCAAAUAAUAUGCGACUUACGAACAACACACCAACCGGAAAACAGAAAACCUAUGGUUACUUGCUGACGCAUACAUAAAAAACGUGUACAUAAUUAUAAUACAUUUUAAAAUGUUAUUUUAUAAAGUCUUUCAAAAAGCUAUAUCUAUUUUAAGUAAUAUAUCUUCUACCAUAUUUAGACUUAGGCUUUUUUAUAAUUUAUUUUU
Pseudomyrmex gracilis is the source of this 2477-nucleotide messenger RNA. RefSeq names its product neuropeptide CCHamide-1 receptor-like. The transcript is spliced from 6 exons. The record is from RefSeq and is a predicted model, not a curated record. The coding region runs from base 1055 to 2350 and encodes 431 amino acids. Lineage: Eukaryota; Metazoa; Arthropoda; Insecta; Hymenoptera; Formicidae. Gene Ontology annotation, cellular component: membrane. Gene Ontology annotation, biological process: G protein-coupled receptor signaling pathway. Gene Ontology annotation, molecular function: G protein-coupled peptide receptor activity.